This is a messenger RNA of Cucurbita pepo subsp. pepo (vegetable marrow), 889 nucleotides long. RefSeq names its product ubiquitin-conjugating enzyme E2 PEX4. The record is from RefSeq and is a predicted model, not a curated record. NCBI's taxonomy places the organism in Eukaryota, Viridiplantae, Streptophyta, Magnoliopsida, Cucurbitales, Cucurbitaceae.
AAAACUAAUUAAAUUCCGGAGAUUCGUCACCACGAGGCUACGAAUUACCAAAGAAAGGCGGCCGGUAGUCUUGAAAAAGGUUGCUGAUACGAUACACCGCUGAGUAAGGCUUCGGCGCUUCUCCCUUUGCGCAUCUCCGAGUUACCUCGAGCUGGUUUCCAUUGAUCUUUUCUUUUUUCGUACCGGUUGCAGUUUAUCGGCCGGUAAUUUUGCUGGUUUGAGAAUUCUAGGCUUGAAGCAGCUUGUCUCGUCUGGGAGAAUCUAUAAUGCAGGCGUCAAGAGCAAGGUUGUUCAAGGAGUACAAAGAGGUUCAAAGAGAAAAGGUAGCAGAUCCAGAUAUUCAGUUGGUUUGUGACGAUUCCAAUAUUUUUAAAUGGAUAGCGCUAAUCAAGGGACCAUCUGAGACUCCUUUUGAAGGUGGUGUCUUCCAGCUUGCCUUAUCCGUACCUGAGCAAUACCCUUUGCAACCUCCUCAAGUGCGGUUCUUAACGAAAAUUUUCCAUCCAAAUGUUCAUUUUAAGACGGGUGAGAUCUGCCUAGACAUAUUGAAGAACGCAUGGAGCCCAGCAUGGACUCUGCAAUCUGUUUGUAGGGCUAUAAUCGCUUUGAUGGCUCAUCCCGAACCUGAUAGCCCGCUAAACUGCGAUUCUGGAAAUCUUCUGCGUUCGGGCGAUGUCCGAGGUUAUCAAUCAAUGGCAAGGAUGUACACAAGGCUGGCUGCCAUGCCCAAAAAGGGCUGACUUUCCAUUGCUUCUUCUUAGUCAAACAUUUGAAUUUGAGGUUAGCUGUUGUCAUCAAGGAGACCGUAGUAUGUGUUAAUGGCCAUACCUACAAAUUUGAUAAUCCAGACAUCUUAUGUAAAGUAAAGCACAUUCCAUCUUUUAUUUUA